Molecule: messenger RNA, 862 nt
Organism: Eremomyces bilateralis CBS 781.70
Lineage: Eukaryota; Fungi; Ascomycota; Dothideomycetes; Eremomycetales; Eremomycetaceae
Exons: 2
Coding region: 374-862 (162 amino acids)
Source: RefSeq, a predicted model, not a curated record
GUUAAAUUUCAAUCUUCAAAUCCCAGCGUGGCUCAUCUUAGCGUGGCUCAUCUUCUGCCCAAUCAUGUGGCACUCGCUCUGCCAUGUGGGGGUACCCAGUACACCACGUCACCACAGCGUUCACUUUCCCCAAACUCCACAUGACGACUCUACAAUGUUACGGCGUACAUCUCCAGCUGUCACUUUUAUGAACUGCGCUCCACACAAUCAUGGCACCUGAUAGAGGGAACGGUGACCUCAAAGGUCUGCGAUUGAAGUCUGAGCCGAGUCCGCCUACUCCUCCCGCGAAUCGGGAGCCAGCCAGUGCUGAAGUUCCAAGCGGAACCCCGUUGUGGACAAGAACACCAGUUCCAGCACGCAUAAAUCCCGCCCCAUGACGCCGGACUCGAGCGACAUCGAGGAGCUUACGGGCAAUGGAACGAGCACACCCGCGAGCACUGCGGCCGCGGUCGCCACGUCCGCACGAACCGCCAUCACCGUCCCGUGCGCGUCGCCGAAGUUUCCCACGGACGGGUACUGCGGCUUCGCGCUAUACAUGGUGUCGUCGUCCACGGUGUUCCUAAUGUACCUGCUCUGGGCGUUACUUCCGUCGCAAUUCCUGCACCGACUGGACAUCUACUACUACCCAACUGAUGAUCGCGGUGGUGAACUCGUCGGGAAAGAUUGUGCUGCAAUGGGGGAUCGGGCAGACCGUACUGAGAGACACUCCACAAGGAAUAGGCUCGUAAUUGGGGCGGUGAUAUCGGGGAAAGUUGUGGGCUGGAAGAGGUUCUGGAGUGAAGGGACGGAUGCAGCCAUGGAUGCACCCAUUGGUGCUGUUUGCGAGAUCUUAUACAGCUCAAAUGGUGAAGCCGAAAGCUAA